This is a messenger RNA of Dreissena polymorpha, 6518 nucleotides long. RefSeq lists its product as uncharacterized. Bases 191 to 862 code for a protein of 223 amino acids. NCBI's taxonomy places the organism in Eukaryota, Metazoa, Mollusca, Bivalvia, Myida, Dreissenidae. The transcript is spliced from 6 exons. The record is from RefSeq and is a predicted model, not a curated record.
AUUUUCCAAGCGUAAACAAAAACGCCGGCGUUUAUUUUUUUUUUACAUUUUUCUUACGUGUUUUCUGUUGCUCACAAAACAUUUAUAUUUUAAUGCAUGUAUUAAUCUCCGCAACACGCUCGAAAUUACUAUUUUCCAAAGUGUACCACGGUUAUUCAAGUCGAAGACUUGGGGCGUAUUAAAAUUCAAGAUGCCUGCCACUAACUUUAGCUGGACUGGCAGCAAACAGUCCCCAAUCUUCCACACGUUUGGAUUGAAGAGAAAAUAUCCGACUGAAGAAAGUCAACUUGAGAGUCAAGGUGAAGACAUAAACCCUAGAAGAAAGCGGGCAUGUGCAGACUCUCACAUCCAAAGUGUCCUCACACCUAUGACAGAGGAGGAGGAGUCUAUGGAAGCAUCAGAACCAGAGACAGUGUCUUCAUACACAGCAGAUGCAAAUUCAAGAGUGCCUGUUAUAUUGGACCCAACUGGUGAUCACGCAAGCAACAAUAACAACAUAAUACUUGAAAUGAACAAUAAUAUUAAUGGCAGUACUAUCAACCAGAAUGACAUGAUAAUGGACCUUUCGGAUGAGGUAUACACAAACUUCACUUUGCCACUAAACGACCCCCAUAUCAAAACCCUGACCCCGGGAGUUGGUUUGCAAGCAACUACGGACGCUGAGUAUGAGGCAGCAUGUAGUAUGAUGACAGCCAUGGAGGGGGAGGGGUCACCCAACCCACAGCAUUACAAGAUGGCGUACUGUGACCAGUACUGCAUAGGUGGUCAGAGGAGUCCGUCAUCUGGAGUUGUCCGCUGUCUGUGCAAGCCCUCGUGGGAGGGACUCCAUGACAUCCGUCCGUAUGUGUCAGACUACUAUUGAUAUAAGCUACCUCAUAGUGAUCAUACUUGAUGCUCUGUGUCAGUAAGUGCAGCUACUACUGAUAUCAUAUACUUCAGAAGCAUCUAUGUCUCGUAAUAAUUCAGGAAUAAUAAUCAAACAUCCUCUUAGACUGUUAAUUUGCCAUGCGCCAAUGAUUGUGUUAAUUUUUGUUGUUGGAGAAGUUAUGUUUUCUAGCUACCUGUCCAUUGACAAGAAUACUUGUUUUGCCAAAUGAUGUGAUUUACACACUAUUUUUUCAAAAUCUGUUUCCAAAAAUAUAUUAUUUUUACUUUUAUUGAGAGAAUGUAAAACUAAGUAAUGGACUACAAAACAUUCUUAAGAACAGGAUUUACAUUAGGGAACUUUUGAACUGAUGUUCUACACAGGCAUUUAUAUGGAGUAAUAUACAGGCAUUUAAAUGGAGCUCUAGAAAGGAAUUUAAAUGGAGCUCUAGAAAGGAAUUAAAAUUAACAUCUUAUGCUUGGUUCCGUUUUAUUUUUAGCACCUAAUUUAUUGAAUUAAAGAAAUUAUUAUACCCCCAUUACCAUUGGUAAUGGGGGCUAUAUAGGAGUCACUUUGUCGGUCUGUCACGAAAUUUCAUCCGAUCUUCACCAAACUUGGUCACAAGUUGUAUCUUGAUGAUGUAUAGGUCAAGUUUGAAUAUGGGUCAUGCCGGGUCAAAAACAAGGUCGCGGGGUCACUUAGUGUGUUUUAAACCCAAAGUUUGUCUGGACCAUAACUAUGUCAUUUAUCAUUAGAUUUUAAAAUAACUUGGUACAUUUGUUCACAAUCAUGGGACGGUGUGUCGCAUGAAAAAAGUACGUCGAUAUCUCCAAGGUCAAGGUCACACUUGGAGUUCAAAGGUCAAAUGCUUGUCAGGGCCAUAACUUUAUCAUUUAUUGUAAGAUUUUAAAAUCAUGUUGCAAAUUUGUUCACCAUCAUGGGGUGGUGUGUCGCGCGAAAAAAUUACGUCAAUAACUCCAAGGUCAAGGUCACACUUUGAGUUCAAAGGUCAAAAAUGGUCAUAAAUGAGCUUGUCCAUGCCAUAACUAUGUUGUUCAUUGUGAGAUUUUAAAAUCAUUUGGCACAUUUGUUCACCAUUAUUGGACGGUGUGUUGCGCGAAAGAAUUACGUCGAUAUCUGCAACGUCAAGGUCACACUGUUAGUUCAAAUGUCAAAAAUGGCCAUAAAUGAUCUUGUCAGGGCCAUAACUAUUUCAUUUAUUGUGAGAGUUUGAAAAUACCUGGUACAUUUGUUCACAAUCAUUGGACGAUGUGUCAUGCGAAAGAAUUAUGUCGAUAACUCCAAGGUCUAGGUCACACUUGGAGUUCAAAAGUAAAAAAAUAGCCAUAAAUUUGGACGGCAUGUCAUGCGAAAAAUUCAAGAGUUCAAAGGUAGAAAUGGCCAUAAAUGAUAAUGGCAUUAUAAUUCUUAAAAAUCGCCAUAAAUUUGAUUCUCUUGUUAUAUGAAGACAGCAUUCAAAAUUAUCUGUGUCAAUGCGGCUCGUGGGGGUAUACGUUACGUCUGUGACAAAGCUCUAGUUCUCAAUAAAUCAUAUAAUAGUUGUGCACCAGAUUAACAAGUAAGUUUUAUUUAUUGUUCAAUAAAAAUUACAGUACGAUAUUGUUAAGAGUCUCACUUAACUAACAAUUAAGCCAUUUUAAGGUUACAUUUUAAAUAAAAAAGACAUAAUUUAUGUUGACUUUCUUAUGAUCAGAACUUUUUGCAAUGCUUACACUAAACCAUUAGAUUAAAUUAUCAUUUGUUCUUUAUAGAUCUCUUCAUAUAUACAUAGAUAUCAUUUUAUUAGUCCCCUACCGGUGAAACCCGAGAGGGACUUAUGGUUUGCGCUCUGUGUGUCUGUCAGUCUGUCACACUUUUCAGGAUCCUGUGAUCUUCAUAUUCUUCAUAUUUUUUCAUGAAACUUGAAACAUGGACAGAUGGCAAUAUUGAGAUAAUGCACGUCAUUUCGUUUUGUUCCUACGCCAAGAAUUCUGGUUGCUAUGGCAACAAAUAGACUAGAAAUAUUGCUGAAAAUGGUGGAUACUGCGAUAACUUUAAAAGUUCUUCAUAUUUUUUUAUGAAACAAUCUCUCUAAAAUAGCUACGGUAGGGGACUUUUAUUGCUUGGCAAUAGUCUUGUUUUAAUAUUAUAGCUUUUAGUUUACUUUAGUAAUAGCUCAUGAGGACGAUUGUGUUAGGUGGUCCUCUGGCAUCUGAGUGUGUCAUGAGUUUGUGUUUAAACAAAAUUGCCUAAACCUCUUGGCAGAUUUAAAAGAAAAAAUCACAGUAAUGUUCCUUUGGUUCUCCAUUUUCAUUUUUUUUCCAAAUAGUUGAGGUCUGCUUCAUACAUAUAAGUCACCAGAGCUAAAGAUAGAUUUCAAAAUUUGAAACUGAAAAAUUCUUCUUAUAUUUGGUAUUUUGUGGUCCUCUUCCCUGAUUGUUUAAAGCAUGUGACUGGAAUAAAAAUAUUCCACUCCCCGGGGGUCAAACGAUUAAUGGAGCAGGAUGUACCGGUAGUUAACUACAAUUUUUGUUUUGAAACUGCAAGAUCAAAGUCUAAAUAUGUUGUGUGUAGUAUUGCCUUUUGGUCCUCGACAAAGGUGGUUCAAAUUAUGCCACUGGGGUCAUAACUGGCCUCCAACCCAAGGCUCACAGGAUUACAAUUGACUUAUAGUUCAUAUCUUAAACAAUUUUAUCUGAAAUCACAAGGCUCGGUGAGUUAAUGUUUGAUGUGUAACGCCCUAAAGUGGUCCUCAACUAUGUUUCUGUAAAUGAUGACCCUGGAGUCAAAACUGACCAUGCUCCAGAACCAGGUGAAUUAUAUAGACUUGUGUUGUAAAUAACUUUUAAAAGCACUGCGUCUGUCAGGACGGGGCUUAUUAUUUGUGUGUAACAUAGUUAAGUGUUCCUCUACUAACUGCGUUUAUGUCAUGCCCUUCUGAAGAAAAUUGGCAACACCAAGUCAGCAGAUGAUUAAUAUAAACAUAUAUUAUUGCUUAAAAAGAUAUACAAAACAAAACCAUUCAUACAGGUAGUUUUUGUAACAUUCAGUUUCUACUGUGCUCCUCUCCUUGGUGCUUUUUUCAGAUCAUGCAAAAUAGCCCCAGCAUGGGUUGGAAGACAGUUAAAUGUUUUAACUUGUGUUUGUGACAUGCUCAGUAAAAAGGGGGUUUAAUGCAUGUGUGUGAUCUGUCAUCCCAGAUUAGUCUGCAUGUGUGUGAUCUGUCAUCCCAGAUUAGUCUGCAUGUGUGAUCUGUUGUCCCAGAUUAGUCUGCAUGUGUGUGAUCUGUCAUCCCAGAUUAGUCUGCAUGUGUGUGAUCUGUCAUCCCAGAUUAGUUUGCAUGUGUGUGAUCUGUCAUCCCAGAAUAGUUUGCAUGUGUGUGAUCUGUCAUCCCAGAUUAGUUUGCAUGUGUGUGAUCUGUCAUCCCAGAUUAGUCUGCAUGUGUGUGAUCUGUCAUCCCAGAUUAGUCUGCAUGUGUGUGAUCUGUCAUCCCAGAUUAGUGUGCAUGUGUGUGAUCUGUCGUCCCAGAUAAGUCUGCAUGUGUGUGAUCUGUCAUCCCAGAUUAGUCUGCAUGUGUGUGAUCUGUCUUCCCAGAUUAGUCUGCAUGUGUGUGAUCUGUCUUCCCAGAUUAGUCUGCAUGUGUGUGAUCUGUCAUCCCAGAUUAGUCUGCAUGUGUGUGAUCUGUCGUCCCAGAUUAGUCUGCAUGUGUGUGAUCUGUCGUCCCAGAUUAGUCUGAGGGGGUUUAAUGCAUGUGUGUGAUCUGUCAUCCCAGAUUAGUCUGCACAGUCUGCACAUGAUAAUCAGGGAUGACACUAUCCCCCAAAACUGGAUUUUUGCUAAGGAGAGACUUUCUUUAAACAGAAAAUAUUAUAAAAGCAGAAAGAGUUGUCCCUGAUUAGCCUGUACGGACUGCAUAGGCUGAUUUGGGAUGCCAUUUUAGGCACAUGCACUAAACCCUGUUUUCACAGAGCGCACCUCAUUUAUAUUUGUUAUGUGACAUCCGAUUGUCGUCCUCUUAUCAGUGCGUACUCAACUGGUUAUGGUCCUCAGAUCUAUACCAUCUUGGCCCUCUUGUUUGAUUUUAUUACAAAAUUAUAAAAAAAUGUUUAUUGCUUUAUUUUUAGCUCACCUUAGCACAAAGUUCACACUGUGAGCUAUCAAAGCUACUAUAAUGUGCUGCAUCUUGUGGCAUUUAAGCUCUAAAUCACACUAGAGGCCAUAUUUGUGAUCAAAAUUAGAUGAAACUUGAUUCAAACUUUUAUCUUGAAUAAUAUUACCGGGUAUUGAAUCUUAAUAUGGGCCAUGUGCAGCCAGAAACUAUGUUAAAAUGUCAAACUUUAAAAAAAUACUUGCUUUUACUGUGGAUUCUACAUUUAUGACAGUCUUUAUAAAAUUUAGUCAGAAUGUUGACAAUAUCUAGGCUGAGUUUGUAUUUAUGGAUACAAUCUUUGAAUAACUUUUACAGGUCUUAUUCAUGAUAAUCUUGAUGUUCUUUGGUUAGAAUGUUCAUCUGGAUACAAUGUAGGCUGAGUUUGAUUCUGGUUGAGGGGCGUCCAAAAUCCAAGUCUCCAUAUCAAAUCUUUAAAAAAACUUAGUUGCCACCGUAGAAGCCAUAUUUAUGACUCAAUCUUGUUGAAACUUGGUCUGAAUGAAAAAAUUUCCAAUAUCUAGGACAAGUUUUAACCUGAGUCGCAUGCACUCAAAAACUAGAUAAUCUUAUGAAAUCUUGAAAAAAAAGUUACUACAAUAUGGGAUUAAUUGUUACUCAUGCUGAUGAAAAUGGUUUAAAUGUUAUUUUUGACAAUACCUAUGUAAGCCAUACAUGUCCAGUAACAAGGUCUUAUGGGCGUCAGGGCAUCAUGGUCCUAUUGUUUAUUUUUUAAACACGAUAUUUAACACAUUAUUAUAGAAAUUAGAGUUUUUAGUUUAAGGAUCAUUUUAAUGUUGUAUUUUAAAUUUUGUUGUCAUGUUUUGUAUGUACAUUCUUAUAAAACUAGAUCUCAGAAAUUUGUCAGUUUUAUCACACAUUUAUAUAAGAAUCUCUUUAGUCGUAAUUGAAUUGUUACGUUAUUUACUGAUUUGUAAAUGACCUUGAAUGCAAGCUAUCUAGUGUUGUAUUACAUAUUUUUCUUUGUUAUUUAAUGUCUCAUGUCUCAAACAUUAUUAAUAAAAUUUCGCACAAGAAUGUAUCCUGCAUGUUUUAAUGCCUUCUUUGUUACUCGUGUGGUAUAGAAACACAAUAUAUAUAUAUGACAUUAUGUUACGGUAUUUAUCAAAUGUUUUUAUGAAUUGUAAAAAUUGUUCAAUAUAUUUUACUUAUUUGAGUUUGAUUAUAAGAUAAUAAUGUUGAUGUUUAUUUUUAUGCCAGAUAUCAGCUUUGCAUUUAUCUGAUUAGUACCUCAUAAUAUUAAUUCGCUAAAUGAAUCAUUAAGGGCCAUACAGGUGGAAAGAAUGGGGUAAUUCUUUUGCUUGAAAUGUAAACAUCAUCUAUGAAAAGUAUUGUAUGGAAUGUUUGUUUACAUAAGCUUACAAAAUGAAUAUUUUUAUAUGUUUUAAUGUUUCUGUUCGUUAGAUGGUUUGAUAAAAGAUACAAAUGUUUCGUUUUUAGUGAGUGAUGCAAAAUAAUUUUGCUAUUAAAAUUGUAAGCAGUGAA